UCACCUUUCACUUUCAAGUUUACUUUGCGCAACGUCCUUGCUUUGCGGUGACGUAGUUUCUAUCCCCGUGUGGGGCUGCCAGGCAAAAUGGCCGGGAAACAUUGCCUGUUGCUGCUGGCGCUCGUCUGGUGUUCCCAUGCCGUCUUUAACCGGCCGUACGAGAUCAAACUCCAAAACAAUGAGUACACGGACGUCUUGGUGGCCAUUCACAAGGAUAUCCCUGAAGAUCCACGGAUCAUAGACAGACUGAAGGAAAUCUUCACCGAGGCGUCCCAACACCUGUACGUCGCCACCAACAACCGCACGUACAUCAAGGAGGUCAAGAUCCUCAUCCCGAACACCUGGUCGAAGACAUCCGAGUACCUCCCGGCAGGGACCGAGACAUUUGAACGGGCUAAUAUCAGAGUGGACGUACCGAACCCUCUGUACGAGGACAAUCCGUAUGUGCAGCAGAAGGGAGGGUGUGGAGAGGCGGGUGACUACAUGCACCUCACCCCAAAAUACGUGGUGGACAAGGAAUAUGGAGAAUACAAUUGGGGCUCUUAUGGCAAAACAAUUGUCCACGAGUGGGCCCACCUCCGCUGGGGUCUAUUUGAUGAGUACGGGUUCGACGAUCCGCUGGGAGGGUCCUACCCACACUUCUAUGUCUCCACCUCCAUGGGGAUACAGCCGGUCCGGUGUUCAGCCUACACCGCCGGGGCGUCCCAACAUGCCGUCACCGGAAACCGCUGCCAGGUGGACCCGGCUACCGGACUUCCGGAGGACGACUGUCGCUUUUAUCCGCAUUUCAGUGAAAACCGCGCGACCGGGUCCUACAUGUUCAUGCAGUUCUUAGCAACUGUGACCAGUUUUUGCCACAGUGACCCGGAAGGAGAUCCACUGUCCUACCACAACCGGGAGGCGCCCAACAAACACAACUCUGUGUGCGGAGGCCAGAGCGCCUGGGACGUCAUGAACAAGCACGAGGACUUCGCCGGCGGUGCCAAUCCCCCUCGAGCAGUCAACUCUACGGACCCCAACUUCAUCCUGCUGCAGAAGAGCGACUUCUUCAGGAUAGUCCUGGUGUUGGACGUGUCGGGAAGCAUGGAUGGGGAGCCGAUCCUCCUGCUGAGUCAGGUUGCGACCAGGUUCAUCCGCAACACAGUGUCAUUCGGUUCCUCGGUGGGUGUGGUCACCUUUUCCAGCACAGCUUCAAUAAGACAUCCGGUAGUGAGUGUCAACUCUGAUGCUGUCCGCAAUGACUUGAUUGCCGCAAUUCCGACAAGCGCAAGGGGUGGCACGUGCAUCGGGUGUGGUCUUCGCAAAGGCAUCGAGGCAUUGGAGGCCACAGGACCGCCGCAAGGAGGCGUCAUUCUCCUUAUUACUGAUGGAGAGGAAACCGAUUCCCCACAUAUCAGUGACGUGAUACCAGAGCUUCUGAGAAAGGAAAUCAUCGUCGACACGGUCGCUAUCAGUCAAAACGCCGACGCCAAACUGGAGAGCCUGGCCGAGGAGACAGGGGGCCUGUCGUUCUUCUCCGGGAAUGGCGACUCCAUAGCCCUGGACAACGCUUUCACUGCAACGUUUGAAGAAACUGGUGAAAGCACAGGAGUCAAUCUCCUAAGCGAAGAGCAGACCAUCAGUGGGCGACAGACCUACGCCAACCACUUGUACGUGGACAAUAGUGUAGGAGAGAACACCACGUUUUCCUUCUCCUGGCUCGACGGACUCCGUCCUACGGUCAGGAUGGUGACGCCGCUGGAUCUUGUCAUCACCGAAGGGCACUCGAUGUAUGACGUCACAUCGGACACCAUCACAAUUGAGAUACCGGCUACCGCAACGCCAGGAAAAUGGACCUACAACAUCACCAACAAUGGCCCCGAUAACCAGGAUAUCACCAUCAUUGCCACCUCAAACCCCGUUAAGGACAAUGAACCCAUCAAGGUGACGGCACAGGUCAGUACUGUGUCCCUGGACUACUCCUCUUCUCAGCUCGCAGCGCAGAAGAUCUACGCUCCGGUACGGAGGGGUUAUCUGCCUGUCAUUGGAGCUGUCGUGAAGGUCCUCAUCACGAAACCCCCCGAUGGUCAGGUGGAGGAGAUAACUCUCCUGGAUAACGGCGCAGGUGCUGACGCAGUGAAGAAUGACGGCAUCUACUCCAGAUAUUUUUUCAACUUCACCGCAGACGGUCGUUAUGGCGUCUCCGUUAUGGCCGACAACACAAAGGGGGAAGCGGAAUACAUCGUCAUCAACCGUGCACGCAGCAACGGUGCACUACCGAUGAACCCAGGCACUGGGUAUAUCAACGGGGGCAACGUUCAUCGAGAACCGUUGGAGCAGUUCCAGAGGAUGACAACAGGUGGCGUCUUUGAAGUUCAGGGGGUCCCAAGUGGGGGUGUCAAUACUGACAUGCUGCCGCCGUCCCGGGUAGAUGACCUCAAGGUAAUGGAAGUUUCCUACGCCAGCUCAAGCGUGAUGCUGAGUUGGACAGCGCUGGGUGACGACUUUGACCAGGGAGGCCCAGCACACUACUUUGAGGUCCGUUACGGUCGCCAUUUUGGUCAACUCGCAGACAACUUUCAUGGCUCAGCCUCAAUCAACCAUUCGCAAGUGCUGCAGGGAAGCCUGACGUCACCACCGGAACCCGGCUCCGCCCAGACCAUCGUCAUCCUCGUGCCAGACCGAGGCGACAACGUCACAUUCGUCUUCGCCGUGCGCAUGUGCGACGAAGCAGACAACUGCGGAGACCCCUCCAACAUCGUGUCGGCAAAUCUCGAGUACAUCCCUGAGCCAGAAAUUUUCACCGAAGCGUCCCGAGACCUGUACGUCGCCACCAACAACCGUACAUUUUUCAAGGAGGUCAAGAUUCUCAUCCCGAACACCUGGACGAAGAAACCCGAGUACCUCCCAGCAGGGACUAAAACCUUUGAACGGGCUAACGUCAGGUAA
Branchiostoma floridae (Florida lancelet) is the source of this 2928-nucleotide messenger RNA. RefSeq names its product calcium-activated chloride channel regulator 1-like. Bases 88 to 2928 code for a protein of 946 amino acids. The record is from RefSeq and is a predicted model, not a curated record. Lineage: Eukaryota; Metazoa; Chordata; Leptocardii; Amphioxiformes; Branchiostomatidae. The transcript has 14 exons.